CCCCGGGGCCGGCGGUGCCGGGGUCGUCGGGAUGAUGCGGACGCAGUGUCUGCUGGGGCUGCGCACGUUCGUGGCCUUCGCCGCCAAGCUCUGGAGCUUCUUCAUUUACCUUUUGCGGAGGCAGAUCCGCACGGUAAUUCAGUACCAAACUGUUCGAUAUGAUAUCCUACCCUUAUCUCCUGUGUCCCGGAAUCGGCUAGCCCAGGUGAAGAGGAAGAUCCUGGUGCUGGAUCUGGAUGAGACACUUAUUCACUCCCACCAUGAUGGGGUCCUGAGGCCCACAGUCCGGCCUGGAACACCUCCUGACUUCAUCCUUAAGGUGGUAAUAGACAAACAUCCUGUCCGGUUUUUUGUACAUAAGAGGCCUCAUGUGGAUUUCUUCUUGGAAGUGGUGAGCCAGUGGUACGAGCUGGUGGUGUUUACAGCAAGCAUGGAGAUCUAUGGCUCUGCUGUGGCAGAUAAACUGGACAAUAGCAGAAGCAUCCUCAAGAGGCGAUACUAUAGACAGCACUGCACUUUGGAGUUGGGCAGCUACAUCAAGGACCUCUCUGUGGUCCACAGUGACCUCUCCAGCAUUGUGAUCCUGGAUAACUCCCCAGGGGCUUACAGGAGCCAUCCAGACAAUGCCAUCCCCAUCAAAUCCUGGUUCAGUGACCCCAGCGACACAGCCCUUCUCAACCUGCUCCCGAUGCUGGAUGCCCUCAGGUUCACUGCUGAUGUCCGUUCCGUGCUGAGCCGAAACCUUCACCAACAUAGGCUCUGGUGACAGCUGCUCCCCCUCCACCUGAGUUGGGGUGGGGGGGAAAGGGAGGGCUAGCCCUUGGGAUGCCGUCUGAUACCCUGUCCAAUGUGAGGACUGCCUGGGCAGGGUCUGCCCGUCCCACCCCUCGCUGCCCUUGGGAGCUCUACACUCCACUUGGAGUCUGGAUGGACACAUGGGCUGGGAGCUCUGAAGCAGCCUCACUCUAACUUCGUGUUCACACUCCGUGGAAACCCCAGAUUGGGACAUAGGCGGAGGCCUAGGAGAGCUGAAACAGUGUUUGUGAUGGAGAGGCAGGACUGGCCAGAGUGACAGACAUACGGUGAUCCAGGAGACUCAAAGAGAAGCCAAGUCAGCUUUGUUGUGAUUUGAUUUUUUUUAAACUCUUGUACAAAACUGAUCUAAUUCUUCACUCCUGCUCCAAGGGCUGGGCUGUGGGUGGGAUACGGGGAUUUUGGGCCACUGGUUUUUCCCUCAAUUUGUCCCCCCUUUACUCUCGUAUUUUUCUCUCCUUAGACUCCCUCAGACCUGUAACCAGCUUUGUCUUUUUUCCUUUCCUCUCUUUUAAACCAUGCAUUAUAACUUUGAAACCAAA
This is a messenger RNA of Callithrix jacchus (white-tufted-ear marmoset), 1355 nucleotides long. It is a transcript of the gene CTDNEP1, whose product is annotated as CTD nuclear envelope phosphatase 1. Gene Ontology annotation, molecular function: phosphatase activity. Lineage: Eukaryota; Metazoa; Chordata; Mammalia; Primates; Cebidae. The record is from RefSeq and is a predicted model, not a curated record.